This is a messenger RNA of Diabrotica balteata, 836 nucleotides long. NCBI's taxonomy places the organism in Eukaryota, Metazoa, Arthropoda, Insecta, Coleoptera, Chrysomelidae. The record is from the annotation of a GenBank genome assembly.
AUGAUUAAGCAGUUUUUAAUUAUUGAUUAUGUUAAUGUGAUUAAAAAGUUUGUCAACUGUAACGUACCGAUAAAUCAAGAUUAUAAAGCCUAUAAAACCCACAUCUUACUAAAAAGUUAUAUUAGUAAUCAUAGAAAACAGACUCAAAGUUUUAAUUUCAAAAUUAGGAAAAUGAGGAUUUUGGCAGCAAUUUUGUGUGUGCUUAUAGUAGCUGCACACGGUCAUAUCCCUCGUGCUUCUUGUCCAGAUGUAAAGGGAGUGCCAAAUUUUGAUCCUACAAAAUUUGUAGGUUUGUGGUAUGAACAACAAAGAUAUCCAACAAUCCUAGAAGUUUACGGUAAAUGUGCUUUUACAAAGUAUUCACUAAAUAGUGAUCAAUCAAUUGGAAUUAACACGACAUAUCUUAAUGCAGAAACAAAUGAAUGGACAAUACUCGAAGGAGUGGGAGUACCAGACUCGGCAACGGGUGAAGCCAAGUUUACAGUAACAUAUAAAAAUCCUGCACUGACAGCACCUUUUUGGAUUCUUGGUAUAGACUACGACCAAUUCUUCGUACCUUACGCAUGCAUUAUACAGGAUGGUGAAGUUGUAGAGAAUCUUUAUAUACUUACUAAAAGUAAAGAUCCAUCAAAAGAAGUGAUAGAUGCUGCCCUCAAAGUUAUCAACGACAGUAAUCUCGAUGCCACUCAAUUAUUACACACCGAUAAAACAUGUAGUUACUAAAUAAGAAUAAAUUUAAAAAUUGAUUUAUAUUUGUUAUUUUUAUCUAUGUUAGGCUUAUAGUAUAAUUGUAAAUGUAGAAUACAUGUAAUAUAAUUUUCAAUUAGUUGCUAAAA